CCCUCCCCCCCUGUCCCCUCAUCAUCACUACCAACGAGACGCUCGCCAUCGUCACCAUGGAGCUCGUACUGCCGCCCAUCUCCCCGGCCGAUCCGCUUGGGUCCAUUUGGGCUCGGACGCUGCUUAUCUCCGGGACCGGAGACUCGGACGACCCUAGCGGAUCCUUCGUGGCGCGCCUGCAGCAGCUCGGCCAGAAGUUGGGCGUGCCCCUGGAGGCCCCGAUCCGCCUGGCCACCGAGGACCCGAUGCCCGAUAAUCUGGUCACUCUCGCUCGUUUCCUGUCACUCUGGGAGUUCGAGGAGUACUUCAUCGAGGACUGGACCCCCGCCAGUGGGCCCAUCUCCCCGCGAAACGAACUCUUCGCCCUCACCUCCCUGCAGGCGUACCUCCAGUGGUGCCGAGUCCAGCUGGGUGCCGAUGGCGGCCUCACCCCGGCUGCUGACACUCUGCUCACCAUGGCCAUGGACCGGGUUAUGGCGCUGCUGGCGAUGCAGCGGCCGGAUGCCGGGCCCGGCUUGGCUGCCGGCCAGCCGGCCACCCAGCCCACUCUGCGCCAGAUUGCCCAGACGCUCGGGGUCACUGGCGGCACGGCCCCCGGGCAGGCCCCCCUGGCCGAGAAUCUGGCCCACGCGGCGGUCGAUGCCGAAGGCCACCUGAUGGGUCUGCGUACGGAUCCCACCGGGGCCGGGCUCGCGCCCGGCGUCGAGGCAAUCCUGGUCCCGCGCUCGGCCAUGAUGACCGUGGCCGCCGGGCGCGAAACCCCGGGCAUCGGCCGGGUCCUGUGCGAGGUCGAGGGCCUCGACGAGGUGACUCAGCUGGUGCUGCUGGUCCUGCAUGAGACCUUCGUCCGCGGUGCCGACUCCCGCUGGCACGCCUAUCUGGACGCCCUGCCACGGCACAUCCCGUCGCUGAUCGCGUGCGGCUUUGUGGCCGACUGCCCGAAUACACCGGCCGGCCAGGCGGCCAAGGCGACUGCCAUGCAGUAUCGCACCCGGCUGGAUGCCGAGCUGGCCGAGACAUCGGUCCUGCUGGAGGCCCAGCAAGUCCGCUCGGAGCUGGAGCGCGUCCAUGGCCUCCUCUUCCCGGCCCUGUCGGACUAUUACACCGAGGAGCUGCCGGCCGCGGCUUGCACCCUGGACCGGUUCAUUUGGGCCCGGGCCGUCAUCGAUUCCCGGGCCAUGACCAUGCGUCUGGGAUCGGAGGAGCAGGCGAUCCCCCCGGGCGGCGCCGGCCAGUCGGCCCUCGAUGUCGGCAUCACCUUCGGCACUCUCGGCAUGUGUGCCAGUAUCCUCCACUCGCCGGAGGCGCUGGCCCAGCCGGAGGUCACCUGUCUGGUGCCUGGAGCGGACUUGGCCAAUCAUGCCCUCCGGUCGCACAUCUCCCGGCGGUGGUUCGAUCCAGUCCGCCAGGCCGUGGUCUUCUACAGCCACUUCCCGGUGGCCCCGGGCGACGAGCUGACGUACUACUACUCGCCGGUGUCCAAUCGCACGGGGCUCCUGCAAUUUGGCUUUGUGCUGGAUGGUCCGGCCUCUUCCUCGGCCCCGGCCCCCCUGUCCCGGGCCAACCCCUACGACGUGGUGGGUGUGGUGCUUGGUGCUCCGGACCAUGAUGGCCUGGCCGAUUUGCGCAUUCGCCAGCUCCUCCGGCGCCCCUAUUGCGGGGGCAUUGACCAUUGCGUGCGGCUUGGCCUUGGUCCCUGGAUUCAGGAUGCCUUCUGCCAGGAUGCCCACCUGGGCGUCGAGGGCCCGGGAGCUGCGGCCCGGCUGUUCGGCUCGCUGACCGGCAUCGAGCAUCUGGCGGACUUGGUCAAUGCCGAGGCGAAUCUCCCACGGCCGAGUGCCGCCGAGUGCCCGAUUGUCGAUGUCCUCCGGGCCCCGGUGAGUCCGCGCCUGCUCAAUGCCAUGCGCGUGCUGCUGGCCGAUCGCCCGCAGCUGAAUCAGCUCAUGCGUCUGGGCAGCACCUUCGGCUCGGUCGAUCCGACGGCCGCCCCCACACGGGCCACCUGUGCGGAGGACGAUUCGCGUGCUCUCGGUGCCGAGCACGAGCUUUUCAUCCUCUGCUCGCUGGAGGACAUCCUGCUGGAUCUGCUUCAGGCCUAUCCGACCACGCUGGCGGCCGACCUGGACAUGCUGGCCGGGCUGACCGGCGGAGCCAUGUCCCUGGCUGGCCCGGAGGCUGGUGCACUGCACCUGGCCUUGCGGUAUCGCAUUGGCGAAAAGCGCGCCCUGGCCAGUGCCCUGGCCUGGACCCGGCACAAUGUGGCCCUUCUCCGGGCCACCCUGGCGGCCAUCCUCGGCGACUCGCCGGCCGUCGCCAUGGCCGGCACCCGUCGCGAGAAGCACCUGCUCAAUCGCCAUGCUCGUGGCACCGCGGCCCUGGCACGCCCUGGCCGUCAGAUCAACCGACGCCUCGCCGAGGAGCGCGAGCAGCAGGACGACCACCAGUCCGCCAAUCGGCCAGCUGGCCGGGAGGAUCCGCGUGCCGAUCGCGCUCGCCAGUAAGCCCCCCCCCCCCCCACUCCCAUUAGACAGGCACCAACGGUCCUCAGGAUGACAUCCUGCCGUGCUUCCCUCCUUUUCCGGCCUCUUUUCUCCCUUCCAUCAUCUCUUCGUAUCUCUCCCUCCCUCCCUCUCUCCCUCUCCCUC
Messenger RNA from Fonticula alba, 2645 nucleotides. RefSeq lists its product as hypothetical. The transcript is spliced from 3 exons. Bases 57 to 2501 code for a protein of 814 amino acids. Gene Ontology annotation, biological process: peptidyl-lysine monomethylation. Lineage: Eukaryota; Rotosphaerida; Fonticulaceae. Gene Ontology annotation, molecular function: protein-lysine N-methyltransferase activity. The record is from RefSeq and is a predicted model, not a curated record.